Molecule: messenger RNA, 408 nt
Organism: Adineta steineri
Lineage: Eukaryota; Metazoa; Rotifera; Eurotatoria; Adinetida; Adinetidae
Source: the annotation of a GenBank genome assembly
AUGACGAACAAUGCGACAGAUCAUCGUCUAGAUAUUCGAUCAUUGAAUACAUCUCGAAUGUAUCGUAACGAUAAUAAUCAUUUAUUUGAAACACUUCAAAUAAAAUCCCAUGGAACAAUAACUUUUCCUCGCAAUUAUUGUAAUCGAGCAAAUUUUAUUCGAAUACCACCUAAUGCACCACCUGCACAAGUUAAAAAGCUAUUUUUUCGACAACGUUUACAUACACGUCCAUCACUUGUUAUAUCAGUAAUUGGCAGUGCAAGAGAAUAUAGUAUGAAAUCAAAAUUAUUUCGAAUAUUUCGUCAAGGUCUUAUUAAAGUGGCGAAGAGUACUGAUGUUUGGGUAUUAACAAAUGGUAUUAAUUCAAGUAUUACUAAACUUCUCGGAGAAAUUAAUCGAACAAAUCCA